GGGGUACGUGCCUGCGUGGGCAGGAGAGUCGCGGAACUUGAGAUGUACUUCGCUCUGUCCCGGUUGAUUCAGCACUACGAGGUACGGCCGAAUAGCUCUGCUGCUCCCUCCCUUGGAGGCCAAGGCGCGGACGCGGACGCUCCUGGUCCCUGCGGCCCCCAUCGACCUGUGCUUCUUCCCCCGAAGCUGAGACGGAGCCCGGAGCAAGCGGGAGGGGAUUCGUGGAGAAAAAAAAAAAUGUGAUGAGAAAAGAACGGCAGCUCUGAUGGCUCCUGGUCCCACACUGAGUCCUCUGUGUUGGAGAGGCGCAGUUGGAAUUGUCUAAUAUGUUUCCUUGCUGGAAUAUAGCUUCAAUUAUAAUCUUUCGAAAAAAGGAAUAUCCUACCAGUGAUGGUAACGAUGCCACCAUUAUCAUCAUCAUUAUCAUCGUUAUCAUCACCGUAACAGAAAUACUAUGUAAGCAUUUACAUAUUAUGAGUAUGCAGGAUUUGCAACAGUCCUAUAGCAAUUGCAAGUCUGUUUCAUUUCUUGUCUAGUCCAUUUCCUAUUUUCUGCAGACAGCAGUGGAAUGAUACUAUUGACAUAAAGAUGUCGCUCUAUUAAGAAUGCUUUGUUAGUCAAAUUAGCCAGCAAUGAAUGGAAUAACAUUGGCAAAUGCCAGAAAGAGGACUGUGUGUGUAAACAGUGUGCAACGCCAGAGCCUGAGGCAGGCGUUUGGACAGACAUGGCUAUGCAGAUGGAAAACCACCUCAUUUGCAUGUAUUAAUUAUGCUUUUAAAAAAAAUCCCUUUUCCAAAUGCUCAUCAACUGCAUCUCCCUGUUUACACCAUUUGUUUUUGUGCCCUUCAGCUUAACAAUUUAAGCAGCUAAAAUGUUUUGAAAUUCAAAAUAUCAGGCAAACAUUCAGUCGAAAGGUACCUUGGCAUGUUUAUGCAAGCUGAGGACAAAAUGAGAAACACACUCUUUCCUGAGACUGCUGUGUGAGCUCCAAUAAGAUGCCAAAUAUUCUUUGGCACCCACCCAUCAAAUCAAUGACUUGAAUGAAAAGAGGAUUACAACUUCACAUUAAAAGCUAUUGUUAAACAAAUAUGAGCUGGGAUUUACACGUAUUCAGCCUGUUUCGGCUUCUCAUUCAUAGAGCAGCGGUUCCCAACCCUGAUCUACCAUAAUUUAAACCCUAAUUUGGCACACCUGAUUCAGCUAAUUAGUAGCUCAAUGAAAUCUCUAGCUGUUAAAUGAGGUGUGCUUAGUUAGGGAUGGAGUGAAAACCUACAGGAUGGCAGAUCUCCAGGAACAGGGUUGGGCAGCCCUGCUCUUGCUAUUGAAUGAGACAGUUCCGGCACAGAACCCUUGGAAGAAGAGCACAUCUCGGACGCGGCGCUAGUUUGGAUUGCCCCACUUCCCCCAGAACUGCGGAUUGGUACAUUCCACCCCUUGUGAGUUUCCCUGAACCCCCCACCACCCUCGCCGUCGCCGUCGCCAUCGCCAUCGCCAUGACGUCCACGCUGCAGACCCUGGCCUUGGAGCUCGCCCCUGCUCCGCGGGACGGGAGCCCGGAGCGCCUCUACACCUGCGAGGAUGAGAUCGAGCGUCGCUACGAGAUCGUCCCAUCCGUGGUCUGCUCCAUGUGCUGCCUCUUCGGCAUCAUCUACUGCUUCUUUGGCUACCGCUGCUUCAAGGCGGUGAUGUUCCUGACGGGCCUGAUGUUCGGCUCCAUCAUCAUCUUCAUGCUGUGCUACAAGGAGCGCGUGAUGGAGACGCAGCUGAGCGUGGAGGCCAGCGCGGGCAUCGGCCUGGGCAUCGGUGUGCUGUGCGGCCUGGUCACCAUGCUGGUGCGCAGCGUGGGCCUCUUCAUGGUGGGCCUGCUGCUGGGCCUGCUGGUGGCGGUGGCGGCGCUGGUGGCGAUGGAGGAGUUCUACCACCCGCGCACGGUGUGGAUACCGCUGGGCGCGCUGCUGGGCUCGGGCAUGCUGUUCGCCGUGCUGACGCUGCAGUGGCAGCGCUGCUUCACCACGCUCUCCACCGCCGUCUUCGGCUCCGCCGUCAUCACCGUCACCGUCGACUACUUCGUGGAGCUGUGCGCGCUGCUGCGCUACGUGUACGAGCGCGUCAAGGCCGGGCCCCGCCAGCCCGUGUGCUGGUUCAGCUGGGUCAUCCUGGGCGUCUGGCCCGUCCUCACACUGCUGGGGGUGCUGAUCCAGUGGAAGGUCACCGGCGAGGGGUACUCCCACACCGAGGUGAUUAUCAGCCGGCAGCAGAGGAGGGUGCAGCUGAUGCGCAUCCGUCAGAAGGAGGAGAGGAGGGAGAACAAGAAGAAGAAGAAGAAGCAGCAGCAGAACUACCACCCCCACCACACGCACCCCCCCAAGCCCCUCCAGCCCGAGCCCGGGUACCGCCGAAAACCCAACCCCAUCCGCCGCUACGACGGGGACGUGCUCUCUCCGAGUUACAUCCAGAGUUUUCGGGACAGGCAGGUGGACCGGCGGGGCUACCCCCAGGGUCGCCUGGUCAGCGGGACGCACACCAUCGUGGACCUGGACUACGACUGCGGCUCCACCGUGCCCCUCACGGCCUCCGCCGGCCCUGCCGUGCGUGUGUGAGACCGCCCUCUGCUGGCCUGGGGGUGGUGUUGCAGCCGGCGGAACUGCUCCCCUUCCCAGGCCUCCCUCUCUGAUUGGACGCAGUGUUACCGUAUCCCAGGGAGAUUCUGUGAUGCGCCCACAUUCCGUCUCUCUCUGUCUAACUCUCACAUUCCAGUGACACAGGACUCUAUUGGUCUGCGUGGCAGGGGCCACACCGUGUGUCCAAUACCCUCGCCCCUUUCCAGAUGCUCUACAGCUGUAGAGUAUUGCAGGUAUAGCAGCUACCCAGAAUGGUGCAGCUACAGUAAGGACAUCUUACGUUAGCCCUCAGACGAGCUGUUUGUUUACCCAUUUCGGUACGUCCUUUCAUGAAGUACUGAAGUAUUCCUUUCAUCAAACCGUGUGUGACUGCACCACAGAGUUAUUUUGUAGUUUAUUUAUGAUUAAUUUAUUCUCCAGCUGAAAUUUCCUACUGAGUUUUUUAGUCCCUCGUAAGGCCUCAGUAUAACUUCUAAAAAUCACAGCAUUUAAGAAUCAUUACAGAGAUUGAAGAAGAAAAAAAAACAGAUUGGGAAAUGCCUAAUCAGGAUUUGUAUGCAAAAAAAAAAAUGCAAAUAACCCCUUCCCGAUUCGUACCUCCUCCCACUUUCACGGCCAUAUAAAAGAUUUGUUUAAUCAAAUUCAAAUGCAGACUGCAAAGUGGAGGAAUAAAGUGUAUGCAUUAUUUUCAUUGGGUAAACUCCCUUUUAAUUCAUGAAUAUGUAAUAAGUUUGCACCUUUUGCCUGAGAGUACUUGUAUGGUGCAGAUGUGAAUUGCAGUCAUAGUUUUGACAUGUGGAGGAUAGAUUUGAAGAUUGGGGAGGGGCUCUGUGAUUUCCCCCCCCUCUACCUUCAUGAAGUGGACUCUACCAGUCUGAACCUUGUGUCCAGACUAGACUAGGACCAAACCACUGGGGGAAAAAAAGGGUGAAUUUUGCAAAUCCCUGUUUGACGCUAAAAUGCAGCAGGAGUUUGCCUCAGGAAUUGUACGUCCAAUAUUCAAAAACCCCUUUGGGCUGUCUUUUUUUUUUCCUCCAUCAGAAAAGUGGGUGGUGUUUUUUUUAAAUGUGAAUUUAAACGAGAAUGGAGCGAGCGAUUAUUGUUGAUGGAAAGGAAGAGAAAAAAGUGGACACUCCUCCGACAGUUGGGGACAGUUAUGGGUGGUAUGGUAAGAGAGCACUCCUUCCCUUCGAUGCCAUGGAGACUGGCGAACGAGGACGGAACUUUCCGGCUGUUUGAUCGGGGAAACAGCUGUUGAGUGGGGAGCGAUACUGACGUGUUCAAGGGUGUAUAUAUGAAGACUGUUGAAGGUACGGGACAGUGUGUGUGUGGGCGCAGGGGGGGGAGUGACACACUGCACUGCAGAGACUAUGGGAGGGGGCUGAAGACCCCCACCUUCGCCCCACAGACUGAAAGUGACCUGAAAAACCCCUUCUGAGAUCCGUGCCAGGGGGGGUUCCCCUCUUUUUGGGCCCCUCCAGUGGAAAAAACUGCAUGACUCUGUGUGUUACCAGUGUCUCCUUUCCUCAUUUCUAAGUGGUAUAAUUCUGGGGGGGUGGGGUUGAGGGGGGUGGGGGGUUGGGGGGUGUUUAAAUGGCUACAGCUGUGUUUUCAUGCCACUGUCAGUCAGUUCUGAGAUGGCCCCACGUUGCCCUCCUCUAUGUUUUGUAAAAGCUCUGAAUUUUGUUGUACAUACAAACUGGACUGUAUUUCUUGCGACUGUUGUUUUGCUGUCCAUUUUAAGUUGGUUCCUUCGCCUUUAAUUUAUAUGAUAUUUGAAAUAUGUUUUUUUUUGUGUCCCUCUUAAAUUGACAUGUUUGUUUUUUUUAUUUAUUUCUUAAUUUAUUGAAGUGACUGCUUAUUAUGCAUAUGCACCUUCCACCUGUGGGCUGUCAGGUGUUGAAGCUUCUGAAUUGGAAUUCCGUGUGUUGGGGCGUGGCUCCAACUGACACUGAUGAAAGUACCACAUGUUACUGACAGCCCUGAAAAUCUGAAUUAUUAUUAUUAUUAUUAUUAUUAUUAUUAUUAAGCAUGUCUUUACAUGGGCCUGGAUAUAGUAAACUGUGAUUCUAAA
This is a messenger RNA of Anguilla rostrata (American eel), 4695 nucleotides long. RefSeq names its product transmembrane protein 198-B-like. NCBI's taxonomy places the organism in Eukaryota, Metazoa, Chordata, Actinopteri, Anguilliformes, Anguillidae. Bases 1326 to 2600 code for a protein of 424 amino acids. The record is from RefSeq and is a predicted model, not a curated record. The transcript has 7 exons. Gene Ontology annotation, cellular component: plasma membrane; cytoplasmic vesicle. Gene Ontology annotation, biological process: positive regulation of canonical Wnt signaling pathway.